AUGAAUAAACAAGACCCCAUCAUCAUCGUCGGAGCCGGCAUCUUUGGCCUCAGCACGGCGCUGCACCUGGCCAGCUCCGGCUACUCGGACGUGACAGUCUUUGAUCGUCACCCCGUCGAUAAGACGCGGUACUCAUACUUUGAGGGCUGCGACGGUGCAUCUGCAGAUGCUUCCAAAAUUAUCAGAUCAGCCUACGGCGGCCAGAAAGAAUACACAGACCUCAGCUCCGAGGCAAUCAUCUUGUGGAACAAGUGGAACGAGGAAAUCAAAACCAUUGAUGAGAAUGAUUUGGGUCUAUCAAAAAAGGACUUGAUCUGGAAAAACAAUGGAGUUCUGAUGUGUACAGAUCAAAAGAUUCUCAGCGACUUUGAAAAGGCCUCGGCCAAAAACGCCAACCCUCCAGGGCAAGAGAAAGUUGCGCUCAUUACAAACGAGGCUGAAGACUGUGAAAUUGCAAAGUCCAAGGGCCUGGGACAUGCUUUGAACCCGUUUGCAAAGGAGACGGUCGGCAUCCUGGACACGACGGGCGGCGUGGUUGUCGCCGACAAGGCCUGUUGUUUCGCCCUCUACAAGGCGAGGAAGCUUGGUGUCAAGUUCAUCCUCGGCGGCGAGUCCGGCACGUUUGCCUCGCUCCUCCGCGUCGAGGCAAAAGGCAAGGUUUCUGGCAUCAAGACGGCGGAUGGAAAGGAGCAUCCCGCUCCCACCGUCAUCAUGGCCUGCGGCGGCUGGACCCCGUCGCUCGUGCCGGAGCUAGACGGCCUCUGCGAAACCACGGCGGGAUCCGUCGUCCUGUACAAGAUUCCCGAGGGCUCGCCCCUUCGGCAGAAGUUCAGCCACGCCAACUUUCCCGCCUUCAUGUUCAAGCAGCGCGAAGGCGUCGACGGCGGCCUGUACGGCUUCCCCGUCGACCACCACGGCAUCCUCAAGGUCGGGUACCGCGGCAUCAAGUACACCAACCCCGUCUCGCAGCGCGACGGCAAAGAUCGAAGCGUGCCACGGACUCGAUGGACCGGAGCGACUGCCAUUUCUGACCUCCCAGAAAAGGCCUACCAAGUCAUUACCGACUUUGUCAAGACAUAUCUGCCCGCGCUGGCCGAGGAAAAAGUCCCGGUUGCCAUGAGCCGGCUGUGCUGGUACACAGACUCCUUUGACAACCACUAUCUCAUCGACCGAGUCCCGGGCAUCGAGGGGCUCGUGUGCGUCACGGGAGGCAGCGGGCAUGCUUUCAAGUACCUGCCCAACAUUGGCAAGUGGGUUGUGAGCAUCCUCGAGGGCAGAGACCAAGAUCAGCCGCUGGUCAAAGCCUGGAAGUGGAGGUCGCUAAAGGAGGAGCAGACGCCGGUGAACAAGCUCAUGCUCGGUCGCACGGAUGAGAGGACUUUGGAGAAUACAAGGUUGAUAUCAGCGGAGACUGACAGACUCGGCAACUCCCUAGCAAGCCACGGCUUGAAUUAA
Messenger RNA from Beauveria bassiana ARSEF 2860, 1455 nucleotides. Its product is annotated as sarcosine oxidase. The coding region runs from base 1 to 1455 and encodes 484 amino acids. Gene Ontology annotation, molecular function: flavin adenine dinucleotide binding; sarcosine oxidase activity. Lineage: Eukaryota; Fungi; Ascomycota; Sordariomycetes; Hypocreales; Cordycipitaceae. The transcript is spliced from 2 exons. The record is from RefSeq and is a predicted model, not a curated record.